GCGAUCGCAUCUAGCGGAAAAAUCUUAAAAAUCCCCCAAUCUCAGCAAACGCUCUUCAGUUAAUAAGCCAAAGGAAAGCCCCAAAACAAACCAUAUAUAUUUUUGUAGUAAACAUAAAAAAUAAACAAAAAAAAAGUAACAACAAUAAUAGAAAAUCAUAACAAAUCAUAAAACUUAGAGAAAAACACAAAAUGUUUUAUCUCUGCAUCUGGGCAAAGAUAUAGAUAUUAAGAGGAAAAACACCAAGUAAAUGACAUCAAAGUGAGUGUAAACAGAAACUGUUAAACAUUUUCCGAGUGCCGUACAGAAGCGUGAAUAAAUUACAAUUACACGCGUCCAACUGCGCAGCAAAAUAUGCUAGUGAAAAGUGCCACAACAGCAGAAGGUCCUCGGCUGCAGUAUUGAAUUAAUACCACGCCAAAGGAAACCCAGGAAAACUAAGGAAAACCAACAGCAAAAGGCAGGAAAAAGCAUGCACUAAACUCGAGUAGCAGCCAGCCCAUCUCCCGUCUCUUUCCGGCACGCUACCCUGUCGCCGUCCCUUUCUAUUGAAGAGCCACGGAAAAAGCAGCAGCAGAAAGGCAAAAUGAAUAUUGGCAUCGCAGCACCGAAAUGGGAUAAAUUGUCGCCGCGCGAAUUUUUGCAGCUGCAGGAGUUGGCCUCAUAUUCCACCCGAAAGCUGCAGGAUGUUCUGCGGGAGUUCAGCUCGCCGAGUGCCGCCACCACGCCCAAGUGCAUUCCGGAUGGGGACAUUGAUUUCGAUGGGUUCCGGCGGUUCCUGGACGCGUUUCUCGACUGCGAGGCGCCGCUGGACCUGGCCAAGCAUUUGUUUGUGUCCUUCCUCAAGCCGAAUGUCACCCAGGCCCAGCUGCAUGGCCGGGCACUUAAUCAAAUGGCCGCCAUCAGCAGCACGGCCGCCUGUGCGCCAGUCACGUCGCACACGAAGGGCUCCAUACCGAACAUCAAUAGCAUUGCCGAGCUGAUGCCGCAGUGCAGCGGCAGUGGAGGCGGCAUCGGCGGCCCAGGGGGCGUGGCCGGAGGCGAGGGCCACGCACAGACCCGCAGCAGCUUUGUGGACAAAAUCCAUGGCAUCACGGAUAAAUUACACCACUCACUGGGCGGACAUCUCUCACACGAUCCCAGCAAGACGGGCAGCGUCCAUCCGAUGCUCACCGUGACGCCGAGUCCCUUGGCCAGUGGACCCAGCAUGUUCCAGGCCAGCAAUCCGGCCCGGCGAUCCGUGGACUCGAGUCCCUCCCACUCGGCGACAAACCACUCGCAGAUGUCCCGCAACUCCUCGAAGAAGAGUAACAAUUCGGUUAAUUGCAAAAUUGAUGCUGACAUUAAGCUCCUGGCGCGAAAACUUUCCCAUUUUGAUCCGCUGACACUCAAGGUCCCGCUGAAGGAUGUCGUCUGCUAUUUAUCACUGCUCGAGGCUGGCCGUCCAGAGGAUAAACUGGAAUUCAUGUUCCGGCUGUACGACACGGAUAGCAACGGAGUCCUGGAUACGGCCGAAAUGGAUGCCAUUGUUAAUCAGAUGAUGGCCGUGGCCGAAUAUCUCGGCUGGGAUGUCAGCGAACUGCGUCCGAUCCUGCAAGAGAUGAUGGUUGAAAUAGACUACGAUGCCGACGGCACAGUGUCCUUGGAUGAGUGGCAGCGGGGCGGGAUGACAACCAUUCCGUUGCUAGUGCUCCUAGGUGUCGACAGCACCACGCUCAAGGAGGACGGCAUCCACGUGUGGCGCUUGAAGCACUUCAGCAAGCCGGCGUACUGCAACCUCUGCCUCAACAUGUUGGUGGGUCUCGGCAAGAAGGGCCUCUGCUGUGUGCUGUGCAAGUACACGGUCCACGAGCGUUGUGUGCAACACGCCCCCGCCUCCUGCAUCACCACCUACGUGAAAUCGAAGAAGCCCAAGUGCGGUGGCGACCUACUGCACCACUGGGUGGAGGGCAACUGCUACGGGCGGUGCUCGAAGUGCCGCAAGCGGAUAAAAGCCUACCACGGCAUUACUGGACUCACCUGCCGCUGGUGCCACAUGAUGCUACAUAACCGCUGCGCCUCUUCGGUGAAGAAGGAAUGCACUUUGGGCGAAUAUGCCGAGCUAAUUGUCCCGCCCACGGCCAUCUGUCCCGCUGUCCUGGAUCGCCAACGUUCUGUUAACCAGGCUCACAAGAAAUCCCAAAUGCAUCAUCACCAGGCCACGCACUUUCAAAUCACGCCGCCGGACGAGCUGAGCUGCCCGCUGCUGGUGUUCGUCAAUCCGAAGAGCGGCGGUCGCCAGGGGGAUCGCAUCCUGCGGAAGUUCCAGUACAUGCUCAAUCCGCGCCAGGUGUACGACCUGUCCAAGGGCGGACCCAAGGAGGGACUCACGCUCUUCAAGGACUUGCCCCGCUUCAGGGUCAUUUGCUGUGGCGGCGACGGCACCGUCGGCUGGGUCCUAGAGGCCAUGGAUUCCAUUGAGCUGGCCAGCCAGCCGGCCAUUGGAGUGAUACCACUUGGAACGGGAAACGAUUUGGCACGUUGUCUGCGCUGGGGCGGAGGCUACGAGGGCGAAAACAUCCCAAAACUUAUGGAGAAGUUCCGACGAGCCACCACCGUGAUGCUGGACCGCUGGAGCAUCGAGGUAACCAACACCCCAAAUAGCGAUGAACUAAGGCCAAAGGUGACGCUGCACUCGAACAUGCAGAAGGUGAUUGAGCUGUCGCAAAGUGUUGUGGUCGACAAAUCGCUGAUGGAACGCUUCGAGGAAAUUCAGAGGCAGAGCAAGCAGGCGGCCACAGCUGCCUCCAGCACAUCGAUUAUGAUGGCCAGCGAAACGGAAACGGAAAUGGAAACGGAAACGGCCACCAUGGAGUUCGGCAAUAGCACCACCACGCGAACAACCACGACCAAGAGCAUUUCGAUGUCCACGUUCGAGACGCAGUGCCUCCAGAAGACCCUGCGAACUACAACCCUGAGCAGCAGCAGCAGCAACACGAGCACCGGCAGUCCGUGCAAUGGCAACCAGGAUGCGGAAACGGAAGUCGAUGCCGAAGUCCGGGAAAAGUCCAUGCUGAGGAUGAGGUCGGGCGAAACGGAAAAGCAAUCACUUGAGACGCUCCUGCUGCAGCACAAACAACAGAUGCAACAGAAACAGCAGCAGCAACAACAACAAGGAGCCACAUCGGAAGCUGCCCAGGAAGCUGCAGCAGCAACGCCAGUUGGGAAUAAUCAAAGCGAUAAUAAUAGCCAGCGCAAUAAGCAAAACAACAUCCUUAAACAGCAAAUUACAUUGUCAUUGGAUUUGUCCGACCAUGAAGACGAGGCCGGGAAUGAGGGCGACGGCGGCAGAGGCGAUAGUGAUGGCGAUGCCGUUGGCAGUAACAGCAUACCAGCAACACCAAUCACACCCACAACACCGAAUGCCUCAUCAAGUGUGCCACAACAACAACAGCAACUGCAACAGCCACAGCAACAGCAGCAACAUCUACAGUUCGAGCAGCAACAGAAGCCCAUCAAAGUGCAAUCUGACAAGGACUGCACGGUGCCGUACAACAUUAUCAACAAUUAUUUCUCCGUCGGCGUGGACGCCGCCAUCUGCGUCAAGUUUCACUUGGAGCGGGAGAAGAAUCCACACAAAUUCAACAGCCGCAUGAAGAACAAGCUUUGGUACUUCGAAUAUGCAACAUCCGAGACAUUUGCGGCAUCCUGCAAGAAUCUCCACGAGAGCAUCGAGAUUGUGUGCGAUGGUGUGGCUCUGGACCUCGCCAACGGGCCCCACCUGCAGGGAGUGGCGCUGCUGAACAUCCCAUAUACACACGGCGGUUCCAAUUUGUGGGGCGAGCACCUGUCCCAGAAGCGGAUCCGCAAGAGCGCCGGCCCCUUCGGCAAGAGCAAAAAACUCCGAGCUGGCGACAAGGAGUUCUCGGCGACCAGCUUUAAUUCCGUGGAUCUAUCGGUGGCCAUACAGGACAUUGGAGAUCGUCUGAUCGAGGUGAUUGGUCUAGAGAACUGCCUGCACAUGGGACAGGUAAGAACUGGUCUCCGAGCCUCCGGACGCCGCUUGGCACAGUGCAGCGAGGUUAUCAUCAAGACGAAGAAAACGUUUCCCAUGCAGAUCGAUGGCGAGCCCUGGAUGCAGAUGCCCUGCACGAUCAAGGUGACCCACAAGAACCAGGUGCCCAUGCUAAUGGCACCACGGUCGGAGAAGGGACGAGGAUUCUUCAAUUUGCUGUGCAGCUGAUUCAGGCGCAGCGCAUCGAGCGACUUCAUGGGCCGUGCCGCCCCGGAGUCUGCCGAUGAGCUGGAUGAUGACUUUCGGAUCGUCACUAGGAGCACAACCGUCCAUAACAUAGCCUAGCGUGAAUAGCUUUAGCCCUAGUCCACCCGCGAUCGCAUCGAAUUGGUAUAUCCUAGGUUAGGCCUUCCCUUAUGAUAUGUGUAGAUGUGUGCUAUAUGUAUUCUUGUAUGUAUGUAUGUAUGUCGAGUGAGUUACAGAGCUUUAUAUUUAGUGUUAGAUUAGCCAAAUAUACAACCGAGUCAAGUCCAUUCCAAUGGGAUCCGAGUGCGGAAGCUGUAUAUAUAUAAUAGCAAUACAAAUACAAAUACAAACAUGGCUUUAGGUGUACAGUGCCACAGGAUAUUUUAAGAACACUUUAAAAACGAUAGCGAAACUUGUCCAAUGAUGCAACUGAAAUGAGACCAACCAAACAACCAGAACAACAAACCAAAAACUAACAGCAUUGUAGUGCGAAUUUUAUGCCUUAGGCUUAAGUAAUUUAUUCCGUCAUCGCCAGUGUUGAGUGUUGCCAGGAUCGAAGAGAUAUAUUGUGUAUAGAGAUGUAAACGGCAAGCCACAUAUCAUUGAUUUCCGACUCGAGAGAUUGCAUUUGAGCAGCACUCGCCACGGACUUACGAACUUUACUUUUUUUUUUAGUACUUUAUAUUGUAUAUAUAGAGAAAACAAAUGUAACUUGAUAUGCAAAUGUCAACUAAAUGGUGCAGCUUUAAAAGAAAUUUUAUAUAUGAAUACAUAUAUUGAGAUGACAUGGAUCGGAUGUUGAAUAAUACUACAAACGUGUAUAUUUCAUAUAAUCAUAUAUGUAUGUUUAGUGCCAAUAAGGUUAGCAGAACUACAAUACUCAUAGUUGGAAAACACGAAAACAUUUUUAGAAUCAAUAAAACUAGCAGAUAUGGCAAGUAAUUAACAUUGGGAGGGCCAAAACUACCCACCAACUUUAAAUUUCAAAUCGAAAAGCCACAUUCCAUACUAAUUUUAAAUAACUAAAUCAGGAUUUUAUUAUAUAAUAUUUGAUUUGAUAAAAACACAUUUUCUAAGGUCAUUUGUAAAUUUUAAAAUCAAAGCAGAAAAACAGUGCAAAAACAAACCCUAAUUGUUAAAUUUAAUAUCCCAAGAAAGUGUUUAGGUAAUAAUCAUAUAAUAAUGAAAAAUAUAGAAGCACUUAUUUUAAAAUAUAAUACCAGGAGAUUCUUAGAAUGAAACUCAGAUGGAUUGUUACUCGGAUAUAAUCGCAAUAUAAUAUGUGUCCUAUAAUUCAUUAGUCCCAUUAAGUAGUUCAGUAAUAGAUCAUUUCAAAGAAUAACCAAAUUUAUACAAUUUCUAAUUAGUGUAGCUUUUACUUGCUUGGAGAUUAGCCAUGGAACACGUCAUAUUAUCUAAGCCAUUUCUCCAGUCCGAGUUGAGUUCUCCUUGCGUGUGCCAUUAUAAUCACCCUUUUAUUUCCUCCUGAGGAUUUCUGAUCCCCAAACACCAUUAAUCUUUUUGGCACGACAAACUGUCAAUAGGAAACAUAUUAUAUCAAUGUACGUGAACGUGUAUUGUCGGAUUACAAUUGCAAACCAACGUAAUAUACAUAAAAGUCGUUAUAAUUUUGCAAAUAAACAUUUUCAAUGCGAAUUCUCGAGCCCACGAAUCCUUGAAGUUUCGCCAGGAACAGAAGGACUUUGUGCCGGCGAUGGGUUGCCGCUAAUGCCACACAGUAGCCAGUUAACAUUAAUUAUAAAUGAACCACUUAACAUUAGUAAAAUGCAAAGCAAAGCGGCUGAACUAAGGCCACGCUCUUGUGUACAGUACAACUAGGUCUAAGCAUAUAUAUACCUGUCUAAACAUAGCUCUACUUAGAUACUAUGAAAUAAUCAAACAAGUAACUACUAGUUGAUAUUAACAGUGAAAGUAAUGAAGAGGGCAAGUAGAACUUGCCAACUAUAUGCGUUAAGAGUACGAUAUUUAAUGCUUAAGUAGCUAAUGUAUCCCCAAAGCGGAGUUAUAAUCUCUGUACAAAGCUUGGUUCCUUUCGUAGGCUUAUUCUAGUAAUUUGUUUUAAGUUUAGAUUAACCACUGAAUAUGUCACGUGUGGAGUUGUCCCAUAUUAUUGUAACCCAUAACAGUUUACAGCCCGUAUUUACUGUACAAUUUGGAUCUUCACUUGUGCCAAGUACUAGAAGAGAUGGGCUCUGUAAUGCCCUCAAAUAUAGCAUAUUCAAUGUAAAGGUCAAACCACUUUAAGAUAGCAAAUGGAAUGUAAAACUGUAAAUUACAUAUGCAUAUUAUCCACACAUGUAUACUCCUAUAACCAGUGUUUAAAACAACCACCAAUAAACGCAAAUUACGUGUAAACUAAA
Molecule: messenger RNA, 6621 nt
Organism: Drosophila eugracilis
Lineage: Eukaryota; Metazoa; Arthropoda; Insecta; Diptera; Drosophilidae
Gene: Dgk
Product: diacylglycerol kinase 1
Exons: 21
Coding region: 587-4222 (1211 amino acids)
Biological process (GO): diacylglycerol metabolic process; intracellular signal transduction; lipid phosphorylation
Cellular component (GO): plasma membrane
Molecular function (GO): ATP-dependent diacylglycerol kinase activity; calcium ion binding
Source: RefSeq, a predicted model, not a curated record